AUGGCUUUGAGUGUAACAGGCGUGUCUAUUUUCUUUAUUCUUCUCUUUGGAAUCUCGUCUUUGAAUGCUGUGGUCGGACUAACGAAUAUAUCUGCACCACCAAAUAAUGAGGAUCGGCUCCUUACCGACCUGUUUGACGGCUACAACCCAAAUGCCCGACCGGUCUGGAACGACUCGGAGCCCAUCCAAAUAAUGAUAGGAUUCUCACUGAUGUCCUUUGCCUCUUUGGAUGAUCGUGAUCAAACCGUUAGCGUCGUUGGCGUGCUAAACCUGCGAUGGACUGACGCUCAUCUGAUGUGGAACCCGGCUGACUACGGUGGGGUAACAGAGAUUAACGUCCCUUGCGCGUCCGUAUGGCGACCUGACGUAGGGCUUAUGUCAACCACUGAUAAUACGGACUUCCAUCUGAAGGAACACGCUAAACAUGACGUGAAGAUUACUAGUUACGGUACGCGUUCGGUGGUCCAGUGGCUUGUCAGUAAGAUCUACACCUUCCGCUGCAAGUUGGACCUGACUAUUUUCCCCUUCGACAGCCAGUAUUGCCAAGCAACUUUCGGGUCUUUCUCCCAAAAAGCAAAUACUGUAUAUUACUCAUCAUCUGGAGAAAGCUCUGACCAAUUCGCCAUACCCAACACAGAGUGGGAUCUCGUGAAGUUUGCUGCUGAAAGUACUCAAACUCCACACACAAUUCUGUUGAAGGCUGGAACUUAUUACAGUUGGACGGAAUCCAACUUCCACCUAACGUUUUCUUUGAAGCGGCGCACUGGAUAUUACUGGGUAAACCUGAUCACACCGUGCAUGUGCUGCUCCUUCCUCGUGGCCAUGACCUUCUACAUGCCGUGCGAUGCCGGUGAGAAACUCUCCUUCAGCGUCACCGUCUUGCUCGCCUUUACCGUCUACCAACUGAUCAUAGCGGACAACUUGCCCAGAUCUUCGGAGAGGACGCCACUGCUGUCUAUCUACCUGACGCUACUGACGGGUCUUUCAGCCUCCGCGGUGACCUUGACAAUGUUCGUCCUUAACCUUCACCACCAUGACCCCCACAAGCCCGUCCCCAGCUGGAUGAAGACCCUGACGUUCAACUGCCUGGCUACCAUCACGUGCAAGAAGAAAGCCGUGCGAGAACUUGGCCUUGACUCCUUAAACCAGUCGAAUCAGGUGCAGCCUAUAAUCCUGCAGAACACCCGCCAAAAGGUUGCUUCCGUCGAAGACGCGAGUAAAAGCUCAAGUACCAAUUUCCACGCCUUCGGAAAUGAUCCUCUUAAUGGGCACAUUGACGGAAACACCGAUGAGGCGUAUGGGACACACUGGAAACUGGCGGCAGAAAUUUUCGACCGAUUCUUCUUGAUUUCGUUCUUGAUUUUCACUGUCACCCUGUCUGCCGUUGUGAUGUUCAUCAUCCCGUCUUUCUACGUCAUUAGCUAUUCGGCGUCUGAUUAUUGGAUGUAACUUACCAACAACCCAGAACAACAUUGAUAUUUGUUGGCUACAUUAACUGGCUUGAAAUGUCCUUGUGUGUGCAAGAUUGUGGCUGCCCUUGGUUCUCCAGAUAGGUUUCUGGAUAUAGGCUGGGUAUUUGUAAUACAUUUUGUAUAUUGUUUGUGAUUGUUAAGCGCUUUAAGACAGUAUAGAUAAUACAGUGAAAAGCGCAAAGAACUCACUAUUGUCAGCAUGUCAUCAUCUUUAUUGCAACUACUCGGCUCCAUGAAUGUAUUUCCUCUUAAGUAUUUUGUGGACUCAUUUGUGUACCAUGCCACCCAGUCUGGGCGGGGAUUACAUGUUUUGUCCGGUCUUGCCUCUAGCCGAGCUGGUGGGAAAGUCAAUAUAUUAUUCUGGACAACCAAAAUCGUCAAUAUACUGACCCAUUAGGUUGAUGAGUUAGGUUAAUAUCAAUAGGUUGCAUAAAUUGAUUCGCAUGUUCUGGUCAAAUUGUUGCCUUUAAGGGCAGUUAACUAAUAGCUGUA
Messenger RNA from Lineus longissimus, 1964 nucleotides. RefSeq names its product neuronal acetylcholine receptor subunit beta-3-like. Gene Ontology annotation, cellular component: plasma membrane; neuron projection; synapse. The record is from RefSeq and is a predicted model, not a curated record. The transcript has 6 exons. Gene Ontology annotation, molecular function: transmitter-gated monoatomic ion channel activity involved in regulation of postsynaptic membrane potential; transmembrane signaling receptor activity; excitatory extracellular ligand-gated monoatomic ion channel activity. Gene Ontology annotation, biological process: regulation of membrane potential; chemical synaptic transmission; nervous system process. Lineage: Eukaryota; Metazoa; Nemertea; Pilidiophora; Heteronemertea; Lineidae. The coding region runs from base 1 to 1449 and encodes 482 amino acids.